Molecule: messenger RNA, 1566 nt
Organism: Cladophialophora yegresii CBS 114405
Lineage: Eukaryota; Fungi; Ascomycota; Eurotiomycetes; Chaetothyriales; Herpotrichiellaceae
Exons: 5
Coding region: 1-1566 (521 amino acids)
Biological process (GO): transmembrane transport; carbohydrate transport
Cellular component (GO): membrane
Molecular function (GO): carbohydrate:proton symporter activity
Source: RefSeq, a predicted model, not a curated record
AUGGACAAGGACCUCGAAACCCGGAAAGACCCCGCGGCGCUCAUUGCCACCGCGUCAAUUGACGACAUCAAUGCCGAAGCGCGGGCGGCUGCUGACCGUGAGCACAAACUCUCCUUUUGGGAGGCUGUCAAGCUCUACCCGAUGGCUGUUGGAUGGUCCCUCUUCUUUUCGAUCGGUGUUAUCAUGUGUGCGUUUGACCCACAGCUCCUGGGCCAGCUGUAUGCCACUUCAGCGUUCCAACGUGACUUUGGCUAUCUGUAUAAUGGAAAAUACAUCGUUUCAGCGCCGUGGCAGACCGGCUUGAGCAUGGGUUCCCCCAUCGGACAAGUGGUUGGUGCAUUUUGUGCGGCUUAUCCGCUGGAAUGGUUCGGGCGCAAGAAGACCUUUGGCGCAUGCGUCCUCCUUACCACGGGCUUCGUCUUCAUUCAAUUCUUUGCUCGGUCACUACCCGUGCUGUUGGCAGGCGAACUGCUUGGUGGUCUGGUGCUGGGGAGCUACGCGGUCAUUGCGCCCGCAUACGCCUCGGAAGUGUGCCCGUUGGCGCUGCGAGGAGUGCUCACGUCGUGCACAAACAUAUGCUUCGUCACGGGACAGCUCAUCGCCAACGGGGUCAUUGCUGGAACCCACAAGAUUGACAGCCAUUGGGCGUACAGUGCGCCGUUUGCGGUUCAAUGGCUUUGGCCACUUGUCAUCCUGGUUGGCCUGCCAUUUGCGCCUGAGAGUCCGUGGUGGUUACAGAGACAAGGACGCAUCGAGGAGGCGGAGAAGUCUCUCAAGCGCCUGGCUUCACGCGGUGUCGAUGUCCGGCCCACCCUCGCCAUGAUCAUCGAGACCGACCGGCUCGAACGCGAGAUCGAAGCUGGUUCCACCUAUGUCGACUGUUUCAAGAAGAUCAACCUCCGUCGCACGGAAAUCGCUGUUGGGGUCUACACCAUCCAGGUACUUUCGGGCAUUUAUCUCGUUGGCUACGCGACCUACUUCUUCACUCUGGCGGGCCUCCCGGACGACCAAGCCUUCAACAUGGGCGUGGGCUUCCUCGCCCUCGGUUUCCUUGGCACGUGCUUCUCCUGGGUCCUGUUGAUAUACUUUGGUCGGCGGAGGAUCUACAAUACAGGCCUUGCGCUGCUGGCCGUCCUCCAGUUUAUCAUCGCCAUUCUGGACUGUGCACCCAAUUACGACAACAGGCCAGGCAUCAAAUGGGCGGAAAGCGUGCUGAUGCUGAUCUGGAAUUUCAUCUACGACCUGUCGAUCGGGCCCGUGUGCUUCGUGUUGCUGUGCGAAGUGUCUGCGACUCGAGUCCGCGGGAAGACGAUCGCAAUUGCCACGGCCGUUCAAGCUACGGCCGGAAUCGUCAUGACGGUCGCCAUCCCGUACAUGAUCAACCCCGACCAGGCCAACAUGCGAGGCAAGCUUGGGUUCUUUUUCGGUGGACUCGCUGCCUUGUGCUUGCUUUGGUCGUACUUCCGUGUGCCUGAACUGAAAGGAAGGACUUAUCAGGAAGUGGACAUCAUGUUCGAGCGGAACGUCAAGACCAGGGACUUCAAGCACUAUGUGGUCAUGGAGUGA